AUGCGCAACCUUCGCAACGUCCGCUUCGGCCGCUGCUCCCUCAACCACUCAUCGCCCGUCACUACAGCCUGCUGGGAUCCCGACAAGGAUGAGGUUCUCUGUACCAUUGGGCCCACGUCCCACGACCCGAGCAUUGAACUUGUCCGUCUUUCCGAGACGGAGCCCAUCUCUUAUCAAACUGUCGUCCGCUGGGAUGCUCCCAGUCCAAGCCCGCAUCUGCCAGCCGACAGCGUCGUCAGCAUCCACUACCUGGGGGCCUCGGCCACGACAUGCAUUGUCCUCGAGGGCGGCGACAUCAUCACCGUCCAAGAGGCUCACUCAUCGGACGCCGAGGGGGCCCGCGUGGAAAUCGUCGGCUCCAUCGAUGCCGGCGUGGCUGCCGCUGCGUGGUCCCCCGAUGAGGAGCUCUUGACCGUCGCGACAAAGGCCGAUACCGUCAUCUUCAUGUCCAGUUCCUUGGAUCCCUUGGUCGAGGUUGCCAUGACGCCAGAUGACCUCAAGGCUUCCAAGCACGUCUCCGUCGGCUGGGGCAAAAAGGAGACGCAGUUCCAAGGCCGAGGCGCCAAGGCCCUGCGCGAUCCCACCAUUCCAGACAAGGUCGAUCAAGGCCUACCCAGCUCCCACGAGGAUGGCUCAACCAGCAUCAGCUGGCGAGGCGACGGCGCCUAUGUCGCCAUCAACUCGGUCCAGCAACCCGACCGGCGCGUCGUUCGCGUCUAUUCUCGUCAAGGGGAGCUCGACAGUGCCAGCGAGCCAGUGGACGGGCUCGAGAGCCCCCUCAGCUGGAGGCCGACGGGCAAUCUGAUUGCAGGAGUCCAGCGCCUCGAGGAUCGCGUCGACGUCGUUUUUUUUGAGAGGAAUGGCCUUCGUCACGGCCAAUUCACCUUGGGCCGUCUCGAGAACCCAGUUAUCUCUCAAAGCCAGAUUCGACUCGCGUGGAACUCCGACUCCACCGUUCUCGCCGUCAUUCUCAAAGGCACUAUACAACUCUGGUCCAUGGGCAACUACCACUGGUACCUGAAGCAAGAGUUCCCUGCCGAUGACCGUCUUCCUUGGCUCGCCUGGCACCCCGAAAAGGCUCUCCGCCUCGCUGCCUCUACCUCUGCAAGUGUUAUCUUGGCGGAACAAAUAUUCCACACCACCCGAGGAACUUGUCGCUCUCCCUUCGACAACGGCGCCGUGGCUGUCAUCGACGGCAAGACUGUCAAACUCACCCCUUUUCGUACAGCAAAUGUGCCGCCACCCAUGUCCUUAUUCGACGUCGUGGCCGAAGCCCCAGUGGUCGACGUAGCGUUUGGCCGUCAAAACACGUCACUGGCAGUCUUGCACCAACAGGGCGUUGAUAUCUACGAUAUGCCCCUCAAGAACGGACGUUCCGUCAAGCCCCAGCUGAGGGCAAGGGUGCCGUUCCCGGCGGAGGAAAAGGCGCCAAAGUGUCUGCCGUUGCAGAUAUGCUGCACCGCAAGUGGAAGUUACCGUUGCAUCGCCUACCAAGAUGAAGGCCGCUUGUAUUUCAGCGUUGAUGUAGAGGCCGGCCAAAUGAACAUCAUUGAGGACAAGCGAGAUUUGGUAUCCACCACGACUUUUGAGGACGACGCUUCUGCAGAGGGCUAUGGCCAAGACCUGUCAGGGAACCUGUACAGACUGUCAGAGUCGGGCUCGGAGCUUCUGCCGGUUCGAUUUCCGUCCAACCUCCCCUGGUUCGAGAUCAGCAAACCGGGGGCUACCGCGUUGGCUUUUGGCCUUUCAAGAAAUGGUCAUAUCUAUGCAAACUCCAGACUGCUGGCCAAGAAUUGUACUUCGUUUACGGUCACGCCGAGCCACCUCAUCUUCACAACCGGCAACCAUUUCGUCAAGUAUGUGCACCUGACCCCUGAAGUCCAAGGCCUGGAAGUCCCAGCAGACGACCCGGAAAAGGACGAGCGAUGCCGGAGCAUUGAACGCGGCUCGCGCCUGGUGGUCGCCAUCCCCACCAAUAUGAGUAUUGUCUUGCAGAUGCCGAGAGGAAACGUCGAAACCAUCUUCCCACGCGCCAUGGUCGUGGCUGGAAUCCGCAGCCUGAUUGAGGAGAGGAACUAUGCCCGUGCCUUUUCAUAUUGCCGUACGCAGCGGGUGGAUAUGAACAUUUUACACGACCAUCAACCUGCGCAAUUCCUGGCGAGCGUCGGGUCUUUUCUAGAUCAGCUCAAGGAAGUUGCACACAUUGACCUUUUCUUGUCGUCUCUCAAGGAGGAAGAUGUCACGCAGACGAUGUACCAAGACACCAAGCGUCCUCGACCAAGCAGCGAUAUCACAGGAGACAAUGGCUCUGUGCCGGCGAAGCCGACUGGUUCGAAAGUGAACACGGUGUGCGACGCUUUGCUCAAACGUCUUCAACAUAGAAAGGCCACCAAUCUCCAGAACAUCAUCACCGCCCACGUAUGCAAGGUGCCGCCCGCAUUGGACGGCGGCCUGGCUCUCGUCGCCGAGUUGAUGCAGGAGGACGAAAAGCUGGCGGAGAGGGCGGUAGAGCACAUAUGCUUCCUGGUCGACGUCAACCGCGUGUACGAGAACGCCCUCGGGCUGUACGACCUCGACCUUGCACUGCUGGUUGCGCAGCAGUCCCAGCGAGAUCCUCGCGAGUACCUUCCCUUUAUCCAAAACCUCCACGUCUUAUCCGAGCUGCGUCGCAAGUUCGAGAUUGACAACCAUCUCGCACGCCGAUCUAAAGCCCUGACUUACCUGCAAACUCUCGAGGCGUUUGACGAGCUAUGCGACUACACCACCAAGCAUAGCCUUUACCAAGAUGCCCUCCAGCUCUACCGCUACGAUGCGCCUCGAUUUCGCAUCCUGACCGACCUCUACGCCGUCCACCUCGAAUCCAAGUCGGCGUUCCGCGAGGCCGGUCUCGCCUUUGAAUCUCUCCAGAAUUACGCCAAGGCAACGAGCUGCUACCGGGCGGCCGGCGCCACGUGCUGGCAGGAAUGCCUGUAUACAGCUCAGCAGCAGUCCCCGAGUCUCUCUACCGACGCCAUGGCCGACCUCGCCACGACUCUCGCCGAUGCCCUUUGGGAGGCCAAAGAUUACAGCGCCGCAGCCACCAUUCACCUGGACCAUCUCUCUUCCCUCGAAACCGCCGUCAAGUGCCUCUGCAAGGGAUACCAUUUUGCCGAGGCCAUCCGCAUCGUCGUCCAGCGAGGCCGACCCGAUCUCCUCGAGACGGCCGUGGACGGGGGCCUCACGGAAGCUCUUGGAAGCACCACGGAGUUCCUUGCCGACUGCAAGAGCCAGCUGAUGGCGCAGGUUCCGCGCAUCGCCGAGCUGCGCCAGAAGGCCGCCGAGGACCCCCUGGCCUUUUACGAGGGCGAGCGCGCCGGAGGGGCGGACAUUCCCGACGACGUCUCCGUCGCGGCCAGCUCGCGCAUGAGCACCAGCGCCAGCCUCUUUACCCGGUACACGGGCAAGGCCGGCAGCAUCGGCACCGUCGGCACGGGCGUCAGCCGCGCGACGAGCAAGAACAGGCGGCGCGAGGAGAAGAAGCGCGCGCGCGGCCGCAAGGGUACCGUCUACGAGGAGGAAUAUCUCGUCAACAGCAUCCGGCGCCUGGUGGAGCGCGUCGGCGCGACCGCGGCAGAGGUCGAGCGCCUCGUCUUUGCGCUGGUCCGACGCGGCAUGGCGGAGCGCGCUCGCGCCGCCGAAGCUCUCAUGGCCGACGUCGUCGAGGCCAGCGAGUGCGCCGUCUCGCAGGUCUUUGCCGCCCCUGAGGGAGACCAACGGGGGGGCGAGGGGAUGCAGAGGGCUGGCGAGACGGAGGAAACGGGCGCUUGGAGGGCAACAGGCGGCGACGCCGUGCUGCAGGAUUGGAUGCAGGGAAAGAGCAAGAGACUGGAGCCACCGGUUGUGACGAGCAUGAAGAAGCUCGUGUUGCUCGGUUGA
This is a messenger RNA of Hirsutella rhossiliensis, 3915 nucleotides long. RefSeq names its product IKI3 family domain-containing protein. Gene Ontology annotation, molecular function: protein binding; tRNA binding. The transcript has 4 exons. The coding region runs from base 1 to 3915 and encodes 1304 amino acids. The record is from RefSeq and is a predicted model, not a curated record. NCBI's taxonomy places the organism in Eukaryota, Fungi, Ascomycota, Sordariomycetes, Hypocreales, Ophiocordycipitaceae. Gene Ontology annotation, cellular component: cytosol; elongator holoenzyme complex. Gene Ontology annotation, biological process: tRNA wobble base 5-methoxycarbonylmethyl-2-thiouridinylation.